Malassezia restricta is the source of this 840-nucleotide messenger RNA. Its product is annotated as kinetochore protein Mis12/MTW1. The record is from RefSeq and is a predicted model, not a curated record. Gene Ontology annotation, biological process: kinetochore assembly; mitotic cell cycle; mitotic sister chromatid segregation. The coding region runs from base 1 to 840 and encodes 279 amino acids. NCBI's taxonomy places the organism in Eukaryota, Fungi, Basidiomycota, Malasseziomycetes, Malasseziales, Malasseziaceae. The transcript has a single exon. Gene Ontology annotation, cellular component: chromosome, centromeric region; nucleus.
AUGUCGGACACGGCCGGUGUCUCGGAUGCUGAAGCUGCGCGCAGGCAUAUCAUUCUAACAGAAGUAUUUGGGGUGCAUCCACGCGUGAUUGUAGAUGCACUGGUUGUUUCCGCCAAUGAACAUCUUUACAUUCGUGGCUCCCAAUUAGAGGAUACUGUGUAUGCUCUACUGGGCGACACAGAGCAUGCCGACAAAGCAGCGGAAGAAGGCGUGCACUCUAUAACGACGCUUCUUGAACAUGUAAUUGAUCACACAAUGGACACAUUUGAAUUGUACUGCUUACGCUCGAUCUUUGUCAUCACACCAGAACAAUCGCAAUUCAUGACCAUGGCGCACCAUCGGGGUCUGGAUUUACGGCCCGCGGAACCUGCACCGCAAGAAGCGCAGUCGGAUGAUUCUAAUACUGUAUCCAUCGUACCUGGACUGGAAGACCAGCUUCAGCGCCGACUAGCAUGCGCGCGCGCAACACAACAUCGCCUAGCUCAGGCUGAGGCCGCCUCUAAGCUUCGUCUUAAUCGCAUCAUUACAGCUGCCCGUGCCUUCGAUUUCAUCUUAGAAGGUGCUCGGACAUUCUGUGAAGAAAAUGAUGCAAAUGCAUCCGGUGCUGUGACGAAUACAGCGGACGAUAUCAUGUCGCAAGUUUACAAUGUACUGGAGGCACUGAGUACGCUUAUGGAUGCUGAACCGCUGACCGUUUCUCUUCCCCCGACUUCGCACAACACCAUCAAUGACAGUGAAGAGUCUGCUACUGUAGACACGCGACGUGAGUGGGAAAAGGGCCGCGACGAAUACCUAAAUUGGGAGGCUCAACGCAUCCUUGCCAGCAUGAAGCGAACCUAA